This is a messenger RNA of Dictyostelium purpureum, 3559 nucleotides long. RefSeq lists its product as uncharacterized. Gene Ontology annotation, molecular function: GTPase activator activity. Bases 142 to 3534 code for a protein of 1130 amino acids. The record is from RefSeq and is a predicted model, not a curated record. The transcript has 2 exons. Lineage: Eukaryota; Evosea; Eumycetozoa; Dictyosteliales; Dictyosteliaceae. Gene Ontology annotation, cellular component: cytoplasm. Gene Ontology annotation, biological process: signal transduction.
GAUGGAUAUGAAAAUGUUACUAAAGCAACAGAAAAAGGUGUAUUAUUAUUAAAAGAUAUUAUCAAAUUUUUUAAAAAAAGAAUUCAAUCAGAGGAAGAGUACUCAAAGACAUUAAAUAAAUUGGUUUUAAAAUUUGAACCAAUGGCACCAGAUGGAUAUAUUGGACCAAAGCUAAAGAAUACAUGGGAGCAAAUCAGAUUGGAAACAUUAGCACAUUCAAAUCAUCACGAAAAUAUUGGUAGUAAUAUAUCAACACAUAUUAUUGAGCCAAUUGAGGGACUGAUAGUGGAUUUGGAGCAGAAAUUAAAGGUUAUACAUAUAGAUGCCGAAAAGAUAUUCACAUUAUAUCAAGAAUCGGUAAUGAAGUUAAAGAAAGCCAAACAAAACUAUGAUCGUCUAUGUAAAGAUUCGUUCGAGAUUACAGGUGUUACUAAAGGUGAAACCCAAAAGGUUCAAAAGAGAGCGAUCAAAGCAGCACAGGAUGUAAUUAAAGCCGAUAAAGAGUACCGUGGUCAAAUCAACGAAACCAACAACUCUCAAAAACUAUUUUUAAGUGAACAAAUUCCUAAAAUAAUGAAUGAUCUUCAAAGACUCGAGAUGGUUCGUAUUCACAUGGUCAAGACAUACUUUUUACGUUACUUCAAGAGUUUAGAAGCCACUCCACAAAAGUUCAACACAGAAACAGAGAAUUUAUUGGCAUUAAUCUCUGGUAUAAACAAUGAAGAUGAAAUUCAAGAUUUUGUUAGAAAAUCUAAAACCACUCAUAAAUAUCCAAAACCAUUCGAAUAUGAACCAUAUUUAGAUAGAUUCUCACAACACUCACAACAACCUAGUCCACAAAUUUCAUCUCCACAAUUACUUUCACCAAGAGAUGCCCCAUAUUUUAAUAACAAUUUCAACACCAUCACACAGGCACAACAAACAGCACCAAAUCAUAUAUCAAACUCGUUAUCAUUGUCAUCAGAAAAUAUACAUAAUACAAGCACAGGAUCAACCAGCAGCAGCGGUGGUAGUGGCAGUAACAACAAUACACCAACCAAAGAAAAAAAACCAGGUGUUUGGAACUUAAAGAGAUUUAGCUCAUCCAUUUCAAAUAGUGAUAGAAAAUUAUUAAAUAAACAAAUUCAGUCCAUUGGUUUGGCUCACAAUGGUGGAAAUGUUUUCGGUUGUAAGAUAGAGGAUAUUAUGUUUAAUCAAAAAAAGAAAUACCCAUUAUUGGAAGUCCCAUUCAUUAUAGUAUUCCUUAAGCAAAAGUUAAUUUCAUUGGAUGUAUAUAAAACUCAAGGUAUAUUUAGAGUUCCAGGCAAUGUUGUAGAUAUCAAUAGCUUAAAGAAAAGAUUUGAUGAAGGAAACUAUGAAGUAGGCACCAAUGAAAAUGUUUAUACUGUAGCAUCACUAUUAAAACUUUGGUUAAGAGAGAUCACCGAACCAUUAUUCCCCCCAACCACUUAUGAGCAAUGUAUUGCCACCACUAAAAAAGAACAAGUAUGUGAAUUGGUCGCUUCUUUACCAUUACUAAAUCAAAAAAUCAUCGGUUAUAUUAUCGAAUUCCUCCAAGAGGCCAUCAAACCUGAGUAUGUUGAAACUAGUAAAAUGGGUUCAGAUAAUUUAGCUAUGGUUUUCUCUCCUUGUUUCCUUAGAUCACCUCACACCGAUCCAAAUAUACUUUUAGGUAAUAUCUUUAAAGAAAAAGAGUUCGUUAAGAAUCUUAUUGAAGGAUUGGUACCAUUGGAAGUAUGUGAUUCAUUAGAGGGCCCAUCAGCUGUAACUAUUAGUGUAAAUCAACUCAACAAAGCAGUUAAACCAUUAGUUGGAACAUCCUCAUCACCAAUGAAAUCGGGUACAGAGAAUGUUCCUCAAUCACCAUCUAAUACAAAUAAUAAUAAUGGUACACCAACUAAAUUAACCACUCCUUCAAUUACCCAACAAAAUCUUCAACAAAAGAGUUUAAGUACACCUCUACCAUCAAUCAAACCAUUCAACAAUAUUAUGCUUUCACCAAUUAUUGAAACCUCACCAAAUAAACAACAUCCACCUUUAUCUUUAUCAACCUCAUCAUUAUCAUCAUCAACUACUUCAAUGCCAGCAUCAAAUAUAUCAUCAUCAUUCUCAUCUGCCUCAACAUCAUUAAGCAGCAGCACAGGCGAAAUAAUGAGUCCACCACAACAUCCAAAGAUUAGUCAAAUUAAAGGUGAAGAAAAUUCAACACCAAUUAAAUCAGGCAAUGGUGAAAAGGUACCAGUUCAUUUAAUGUCACCAUCUGAAGUUAAGCGUAGAUCAGAUCAUAGAUAUUUAGAAAAUCAAGAAAAAGUUAAAGAAAUGAUUGAUGAAAUCCACACUCAACUCAAUGAAUUAUACUCUGAUAUUACAACCAUCGAAUCAACAUCCUAUUUUGCUAUGCAAUCAUCCCUUGCCAUCACCAAAUUCACCAAAUCACUUGAAACAUUCUUAACAUUGGAUAUGUGGACUCUUACAUUACCAGAGAUCAAAGAUCAAAUCGAAAAGAAUAAAUUUGUAUCACCACCACCAUUAAACUUUAAGAUUCCAUCAAAAUUACCAAAACUCACACCUACUGAAUUAGCAAGCAAUCAAUCAUCAAUUGAUUUAUUAAGACAAUGGUUGAUCAAUAUAACAUUAACAGUCAAUCGUGCAAAUGAAUAUCUUUGCUAUUUAGGAGGUGUUGUAAUUCGUAUAUAUUCACCAGAAAGUAUUAGACUAAUCCAAAAUCUUUUUGUCGAUAUUAACCUUAGACCAUCAGUCGAUAGUAGUAAUAAAUUUGCAAACUUGACUCUUGAGCAAGCAACCGUUUUCAUUCAAAAAACAAUUAGUCUUUUAGGACCAUUAAACCCAUUCACUGAAGAAGAACUCAAUAUUAAUACCAAAGUAUUAGAAACCGUUACUCCAGCAUCGUUUUCACCAGCAUUACUAUCUGAACAAGAUAGUUUAUCAGGUAGCCCAAUUAAUUUGGAUGGAGUUAAUAGCAUCAGCAGCAGUGGAAACACCAAGGAAGGCUCAUCUCAUCCAACACAAUUCAAUUUCUCUGAAGAUAAUCACAGCACAAAUAAUAGUGGUAGUAAUUUAAGCAUCAACAGCACAAACUCAACUAAAAUGAUGGAUGAUUUCGACGAUGAUAUAAUCGAUUUUAACAGUAAAUUAAAAAUAGAGGAAGAAAAUAAAAAGCAAUUACAAGAAUACAGACAAUUAAUUAUCGAUAUAGUUUCAGACCUUAAAGAUAAAAAGAAAUUAUUAAAUCAAUGUUCAGAGUCUGAUGAUUCUCAAGUUAAUAUUCGUUCAAUUGCCAAAUAUUGUCUAACUCUCAAACGUGAAUUGGAUACAUUUAUAAAUGAAAAUGACCUUAGUAAUCAGAUAGAAAACGAAAUCGAUCCAAUUAUCAACAAAGAUAACGAUUCAUUUACAAAUUUAAAAAUUAUGACAAAUCAUUUCAUUGGCAGAAUUUCAUUCAUUUUAGCAACAAUCAAAAAUAACUCGGAAUUCAAUCCAAAAUUAUUUGAAUUAUUACUAAACUAUAAAUAAAUCUAAAAUAUACAUUUAACUUCUU